Molecule: messenger RNA, 966 nt
Organism: Geodia barretti
Lineage: Eukaryota; Metazoa; Porifera; Demospongiae; Tetractinellida; Geodiidae
Source: the annotation of a GenBank genome assembly
GUGAACCUGCGUGAUCUCCAGUACCUGGUGGCGGUCGCCGACGAGCGGCACUUCGGCCGGGCGGCGGACGCCUGCCACGUCAGCCAACCGACCCUGAGCGGGCAGAUCCGGAAGCUCGAGGAGCGGCUCGGGGUGCCGGUCUUCGAGCGCACGAGCCGCUCGGUGAGCACCACCCCGGCCGGCGAGGACAUCAUCGAGUGCGCGCGCCGGGUCAUGGCUGAGGUGGAACGGAUCGAGGCCAUCGCGGACGCCCGCCGCGAUCCCCUCGCCGCCCCGCUCCGCCUCGGGGUGAUCCCGACGCUGAGCCCCUACCUGAUGCCGCUCCUGCUCCGGCCCCUGCGCGAGCGCUACCCGACUCUGAAGCUCGUGCUCACCGAGGAGGUCACCGACUCGCUGCUGCGCCGGCUCAAGUCGCACGAGAUCGACGCGGCGCUCCUCGCGACCGCGCCGGGCGACCCGGCCCUCGCGGAGACCGCCCUCUUCGACGAGCCGUUCUGGAUCGCCCACACCCUCGACGAUCCGCUGUACGAGAUCGAGGAGAUCGAUCUGGAGGCGCUGCGCGGGCGCGAGCUGCUGCUCCUCGCCGACGGGCACUGCCUGAGCGACCAGGUGUCGGACCUGUGCGGGCGGCCGGAGACGAACGGCGAGUUCGCCGACUUCCGCGCCUCCAGCCUCGAGACCCUGCUCCAGCUCGUGGGGGCGGGGUUCGGCUGUACCCUCGUGCCCGCGCUCGCGAUCGGGGGGCCGUGGAUGACGGACCUCGGGGUGGUGGCCCGUCCCCUCGACCUGCCGGGGGCGAGCCGGCGGGUGCGACUCGUCCACCGGCGCUCGUUCCCGAACCUGCACGUCCUGGAUGCCCUCCGGGAGGUGGUCCUCGGACGCCUCCCCAACACGGUUCGGAAGGCGCCGGGGGCGGGCGGUGGCAAGCCGCUUCCCCCGGGGACGACGGCUCCCGCCGGCGCAUGA